UCCUUUGGACAUGCAUUACACACUUUCAAAAUGCUUUAUACGCUCAUACACACCCAUUCGCUCUCCCUCCCUUCGUCUACGACAAAGUAUCCCCCUCUCUUUUUCUCCCACCCCCACACAUGUUCACUGGUUGUAGCUGAGAGAGAGAGACAGAGCAAAUUAGGGUUCGGGAGCCAUCACGAAAGGGGCUCGUCAUGUAAAGCUGAGCCGCCAUGAACCGCUGCCAGAAUGGAGGAGGGGGACGCAGGGUAGAAGAGAGAAAGAAAUAGAAUUCUUUUAAAAUUUAAUGUCUGUUAUUGUACGUUUGCAUCAUGUUGUACUUUCAGUUGGUGAUCAUGGCUGGGACCGUUAUGCUGGCCUAUUACUUUGAGUACACUGAUACCUUCAGUGUGCAUGUGCAGGGAUUCUUUUGCUACGAUACUACCUACACCAAACCCUACCUUGGACCGGAGGACCACAGCGCCAUCCCUCCCAUCCUGCUGUAUGCCGUAGUAGCCGUGUUGCCAACACUGCUGAUCACAAUAACAGAGACGGUGCUAUUCCUGGUCCAGUAUACAUCUAAAGAGUUUGACAAUUCAGAGAAGACUGUGGCCACAGGAGACUGCUGUUAUCUCAACCCGCUAGUGCGCAGGACCUUUCGUUUCCUUGGGGUUUACACCUUUGGCCUCUUCACGGUUGACAUCUUUGUCAACGCAGGCCAGGUGGUGACGGGAAAUUUGGCGCCCUAUUUCAUGACCAUCUGUAAACCAAACUACACCGCACUGGGUUGCCAUCAGGCCCUCCGAUAUAUCAGCCAGCAGGAGGCCUGCACAGGAAACCAGAAUGACAUCCUGCACGCCCGCAAAACGUUCCCAUCCAAGGAGGCUGCCCUCAGCAUAUAUGCUGCACUCUACCUGGCUAUGUAUGUGACAUGCACAGUCCAGGUAAAAGGCACUCGCCUUGCCAAACCAGUGUUGUCCCUGGCCCUUGUGUGUCUGGCCUUCCUCACAGGACUGAAUCGCAUAGCGGAAUACCGUAACCACUGGUCGGACGUCAUUGCCGGUUUCAUGAUAGGCACUGCCAUUGCCACCUUCUUGGUGGUGUGCGUGGUCCAUUUUUUUAAAGGGAAGUUGCUUUUGAAUGAUGACACAUCAAUAGAAUUGCAAAUGAACACAACAAUGCUGGGAAUGGGCCAAGUAGAAAGCACUCUGGAGAAGUACAUCGCCUCACAGAAUCACAUCACCUUUGCUGAGGUCACAUGACACGGAAGCAGCGGUGAAGCAGAUGCACAGGACAUCCCCACUUCUCACAAUCGAUUCCAAUUAGCCCAAGUGCAGCUGUAAACCUGUUUUCCUCUCUGUGUCUAUGUUUUGUAAUAUUUUUUUUGUUCUUUUAAUCAGACCAUUAUUAUGUACAGCUUUAAUCUAAUGAAAAAAACUGAUAUCAAAUCUUUAUCUAUGCACUAAAUAUAUGUUGAUGUAAGGGUCUGUCCCUUACCUCCCAAGUGCAGGUGGCUGAAAAGUAUUCUUGAGAAGGUACUGAAUUGCCAGUGGGUCCUCAUGCAUCAUCAAUGUAUGAGGCUGUUUACCUUCUUUUCAUGGCAACAUUGCAAUCAUCAUCAUGUGAUGAAUGGGGCAACACUGCACCCUUUAAGAUACACAAAUAAGGACUGGAAUGAAAGCAAAUUGUGUAGAGAUUGCAUGUUUCAGAGAAUCUCUCUAUACUUUUUGUGCUCAUUUAUUCAUUCAUAUUUUUGACAAUUUUUUCAGCGAGGCGACAGAGUCAGACAAGAGGGUUUGGAACAAGCACUGCAGUUCAUUGUGGUCCCAUAGGGACUGAGCCCUCGGGCGAGUAGUGAAGAUUUGCGACUAAUUAGCACCCCACACCCCAAAAAUUUACAAAUGCCUCCAGAUAAAUACGCAAAACACUACUUUUCUAUUAUACAGGGCAAUGGGCUGUCUCAAUGAAGCUCUUUCCCUCAGGUCAACAUAGUUCCCCAGGCAUCACGAUGGAGCCAAAGCAAUACUUUUAUAUUAGGCAAAAAAAAUCAAAUUGGGUAGUUUUUCAGCAAAUGAUAGAAGAUAGGUUCCUAAAAAUCUGUGAGUAGCAAAUUGCAACUAUGCAGGGGAACACUGUACAGUAUAUAUUUUUUCCAUUCUGGUAGAAAUCUGUCUCAUCACUGCUGAAUAUUUCUGGUGUAUAAAUUACAUCCCAUAAUGAACAAAUUAACACUCGGAGCCUGCUGUCUUGCUCAAGGGCAGUUUGACAGUUCUCUAGAAACGGACAAGAUCUCUCAAACAACCAGUAACAACUUUCAUAUUGUUUCAUGAGGUAUCUCCCAAUAGUCAAUAUGUACUUGUAGCGUUGUGUACGUUAUCCUUUUUCUUUACACUCCAACUAGUGUUUGCCAACCUGUGAAAUUAACAUUAUACAGUGACUCUGGGGUGAUAUUCAAAUUAUACAUGAGAUUAGAGCUUUUUUGAAAGAGACAGUUGAGAAUAUUAUCAGAACAGAGUAAAAUAGAAUGAACAUUCUUUCGUCUACCAAGCUCAACAACUUUACAACACAGCCAAGGUCAAACCUCUCUAUAUUGUCUUACAAAACCCUAAUUACUCCGCUUUCAUUGUUCAGUUAUCAUUGUAGUUAGAAGCAGAGCAUAGUCUUUACAAACCAUUGUCAAGAAAAUGUGCAAAAGAUAAUUCAUGUCCAAAAUACUUUGCACUGAGGUGGCACUUACAAUCACAUUAGAAAAAACGUUUUUUUUCCAGUGUAACUCUGAGUUUAGGAUGUACUGUAUGUACAAAUAAUUGCAGUUGAUAAUGCAACAUAAACAUAUUUUAUUUAUCUUUUCUCUCCAAGAAAAGAUUAAUGUUGCUGGGUGGAUAGAUGAAAUCUCAGGAAGAAAAAAAAUCACCAAAAAUAUUGCUUGAUGAUAACCACUGAUAGUAAAACUUACAAACUAAUAAAAAGUAUUUCCAAAGACUUUUCUUAUCAUUUGGAUGAACAACAGUUUUAGUCUUAUCUAUAACCAGAACAUGCACUUAUGUCAUUUUUCGACUUGAUAAUAAUUCAAGUCGAAAAAUGACAUAAGUGCAUGUUCUGUAUGCUAUUUAUUUUAGUAAAAUGUUUACAUACAGUGGCGGCAUGGUGGAAGACUUGUUAGCACAUCCGCCUCACAUUUCUGUGGACCGGAGUUCAAAUCCGGCCUCGCCUGUGUGGCGUUUGCAUGUUCUCCCCGUGGCCCCCCCUUUCUCCGGUUUCCUCCCACAUCCCAAAAACAUGCAUGGUAGGUUGAUCGAGGACUCUAAAUUCUCCGUCGGUGUGAAUGUGAGUGUUAAUGGUUAUCUGUUUAUAUGUGCCCUGCGAUUGGCUGGCGACCAGUUCAGGGCGUACCCCGCCUCUCACCCAAAGAUAGCUGGGAUAGGCUCCAGCACACCCACGACCCUAGUGAGGAUAAUCGGUAUGGAAAUGGGUGGAUGGGUUACAUACAUAAAGAUGAAACGCUAGUGGUGGGGGGACAUACUAGGUCUAUCUGGAUAAAAUAAAUGUAAAGAUUUUAAGAUUCAAAGUAGAAAGGAAACGCAAUAAACCACAAAAUGAAAGGUUAUCCAUCAGUUUAUGGGCUGAGUAAAUAAACAUUAGAAAAAAAUAAAAUAAUAAUAAUUUCCGUAAUCCAUGUUAUCCCCUUUCAGUUGUUUUCUGUUUUAGUGGACAUGAGGUAAAUUUUUCUAGAUGUAACGAAAUGGAUUCAAUUAACUUUUGUGUGGUCAUGUUGCAAAUGAAAUGACAUACAAUAUAUGAACUUGAAAUAUUUAAAUUUCAAGCCUAAAUACCCAAGUGAGAUUUUGCUAUGUAGCAUUAACAGCUCAGGCUUUCUUAAUUUUUCAUAGCAAACUAAAGUGAAGCUCCAGUCAAGGUUUUUCCCAAUGUCACUGAAGCACUUAAAACGAAGUCUAGCUAAGAACUUGCAAAUAGUAGAACUUCUUUAUGGUUGCAAAUAUAGAGUUCAGUUGCCUGAAAACAAAAAACACAUUUGCUCAAAUGUUUUUUAUGUUGCACAAGCUAUUGCAGUACAGUAUGAUAUAUUUCAAUGAAAACAGAAUUUUACCUGAUUAAUAACAUAUAAGUAUGCUUUAAGUCACAUUUUUAUUCAAUUACGGUGUAAUUUUACUUUUUUUAUGACCAUGCACUGUUUGACUGCUUCGAUCAAUAUUUCCUUUCAUCUCUAGGUCAUUGUUUUUUUUCAUGUUGCUUUACUAAAAUAUGGUGGUGUUUUAUGGAUAGUGACAGUCAUUGGUCAUUGAAUUGUGUAAAUAUACAUUACAAUAUUACAUACAGAAAUUGUAUGUUUUCUCAUAUUGUGUGGUUUAUAUAUUUUCACAGUUUUUCACGACCCAGUGAGAAUUGUUUCAAAUGGAUCCUUUUG
This is a messenger RNA of Phyllopteryx taeniolatus (common seadragon), 4405 nucleotides long. RefSeq names its product phospholipid phosphatase-related protein type 5-like. NCBI's taxonomy places the organism in Eukaryota, Metazoa, Chordata, Actinopteri, Syngnathiformes, Syngnathidae. The record is from RefSeq and is a predicted model, not a curated record. Bases 312 to 1241 code for a protein of 309 amino acids. The transcript is spliced from 6 exons. Gene Ontology annotation, molecular function: phosphatidate phosphatase activity. Gene Ontology annotation, biological process: phospholipid dephosphorylation; signal transduction; phospholipid metabolic process.